Didymodactylos carnosus is the source of this 735-nucleotide messenger RNA. The record is from the annotation of a GenBank genome assembly. NCBI's taxonomy places the organism in Eukaryota, Metazoa, Rotifera, Eurotatoria, Philodinida, Philodinidae.
AUGGUCUGUAUUGAGCGGAACAUGAGCUAUGCAUGUUUCCGCUUCGUAGUGGGACGGUCAAAUCCAACAACAAAAGAAGAAAAUUCAAUAAUUUCUAUAUUAAUAGCACAAACAACGACGCAGGAUGCCGAUCAGAAUGUUGUUGAUAACAUGCAUGAAACAUCUUAUUCGUCUUUUGAACCAUUGAGUCGAUUUAAAAAUCACAUUAUACCAAAAUUAAAUUUGAAAGAUACAAUUUGGAUACUGAAUGAUGAUAAGCAACAGUUUUUCAUUACAUGUUUCGUUGAACUUGGUCAACAAUUCGGCAUUAUACUGGAAGAAUUGCGUAGAGCAGAAAUCGGUAUUAGAAACGGGUCAAGAGUGUCUAUCUUACCAUUAUCAAAUAUAUCGGGCAUACAAAGUACUAAUGAAAACGUUAGCCUUAUGGAAUCCGAUGAUAGCAGUAAAGUCGUUAAAGAUACUAUUACUACGAAAGAACAAAUUGAACAAAAUAAUUUUUUAUUAUUUACCAUGUUAACCAGUUUUAUUGCUCUUCUUGGAUUAUCAGAAAAUAACAGCGUUAGUUUAGCUGCAAGUAUAUUAGGUUCACCAUUAAUGGGACCGAUACUCGGUAUUGUAUUCGGACUAGUUGUCCAUGAUCGCUCACUAUCGUGCGUUGAUCUACGAACAGAACUCAUUGGAUUAUUUGUCUAUGUUUUAACUAGAUUAUGUACAACAUUUGCUGAAUCACGAUGA